AUGCUGAUCCAGUUCACUAUGCUCUUUUGAAAUAUCUCUUCAUUCGUUCCUGUGAGCCAUACUGUAACUUCAUUAAGUUAUGGAUUUACCGAGCUAGUGUUGAUGACCCUUAUGAAGAAUUUCUCAUAACACAAACCGAGAACAACCAGAUUCAAGGAGGUUCGUUGGGCCCACUAGGUGAUUUCACUGCAUUGCCCUUCAAGGGAAGUAAUCAUGUAUCUGUUCCAUGUUUUCUGAAAGAUAUAUGCAAUCCUCUUUUACGCACUGGGCAGCAGCUUCAAGUGCUCAUGAAGGUUGUAAAGUCAUGCAAUCUUUGUUCUACUGGAGGAGAUAAUUAUGACACUAGUAAAACUAUCCUUCUGGAGGAAAUUCUCCCAUGGUUUGGUACGCCAAUUGAGUGCUCAGUGAAUUCAUUUACUUUCUCAAAAAGCAAGGCUGAAGCAGUAAUAUGUCAGAGAGACGCUAUGUACAAGUCAAUGCUAGAGAAGCUCCAUCAUUUUUUCUUAAAUAUUGAGAUAAUUCCUUUUGGUCCUCCGUCAAACUCCCUGCAUAAAAGUAAAAGCCCUCUAGACACAUCAGUUUCAGAUGUGGAGCUAUUGUAUGGCGGCACCCAUGCUCUACCAAUUUGUGAUAUUAUGUCUGCAGAUGAAAAAGACAAUGAUGCUUAUUCAACAUCGCAAGAAUCUUCAGAUAAACUAGAUCCACUGGAAUCUUCAGAAUGCUCUUCUUCUUAUAGUUCUAUGGAUGAAAUUGAGGUUGAGAGUGGCAUCACUUGUGGUAAUUUGUCUAGUUCCAGGUUUUCAUUGUACUAUACAAGUACAGGUGAAGCAAAAUGCUCCUCAGAAACCCAAAAUGUGCUUUCAUAUCAAACUAGUUCUCAUCACAACGGGACAAACUCUGCAAGCCCUAAUGAUGAGCACCAUAGAAAUGUUGAUUUGGGUUGCAGCAACGUUCCCAUGCACUCGCAGAAUGUGGAACAUAAUGUGAUGCCUGAUGCUCUAGAACUGGAUUACCAGUAUAGUAAAUUUUGGCCAUUUGGCAAAUUUCCAAAGAACACAUUUAAUAGUUCCCCUGGAAAAAUGUGUUUAGUUGAUGAGUUUCUGUAUACUAACAAUGAAAGUGCAGUGGAGCAAGUAUCACAUGAUGAUGUAGUUUAUCCAUCACACACAGAGAAGUCUUGCAAUUCUAGCAUUCCUUACAAUCUCAGCACCAAUCCCAUUCUGAAGAAUGCGGCUGGUCAUCAUAUGGAGAGUGACUUGCGAGGAAAAUGGAAAAAUCAAGCACUUAAAAGCUUUGCUUUUGAGUCGGUCACGAAUCCAUGUGAAGUAUACUGUGAAAGAAGCACGCCCCUUGUGGAGUCUGAAGCCGGAGCUACAAAGGUUGUACAUUCCACUGCUCAGAUUUCUAAACAGCCUGAUUGUUCCAGUGAGCUUCUUCAAGCUAAGACAGGGAGUCAGGGAUACCUUGCUUCAUCAGGAGAAACAGAAGCAAGUGAUAAUCUUCCAAAAAAUGUCUGCGGGGGAGCAUUAUGGGAGAAAUUGUUAGAAUAUACUGCUAAAUCAACAGAAAAGAUAGCUGGAGAUAGUAGUUCAGCAUCUGAUAUGCCACUUGAUAUAGCUAUUGACAAGUGCAUUAUACAAGAAAUUCUGCUUCAAUAUAAAUAUGUUAGCAGCUUCACAAUGAAGUUGCUUGAGGAGGGUUUUGAUCUUUGUGGACAUCUACUAGCACUACGACGGUACCAUUUCAUGGAACUAGCUGACUGGGCAGAAUCUUUUAUUGUUUCCAUUUAUCAUAAGAAAUGGUUCUCUGUUAAGUCUGAGCAGAAAAGAGCAGAGAUCCAAGGGCUUCUUGACUUGGCCUUGCAGAGGUCUUCAUGUGAUACCGAUCCUUAUAAGGAAAAACUGUUUAUAUACAUGAAAGAACAGCCAGUCACUUCUGUGGCAGCCUCUGAACAUGGUUUCCACAUGCUGGAUGACUUCUUGCUGGGUUAUAAAGUUGAUUGGCCAGUGAAUAUUGUCAUUACAGAGGAGGCACUUAGGAGAUAUGCUGAAAUAUUCUGUUAUCUUGUUCAAGUCAGGUUUGCAGUCUUAUCACUGACUGAAGUAUGGCGGUUUCUAAAGGAGUUGACACAGUUAAUCAGUCGCUCUGGCCACAGUAGACCUGAUAUAUUGAAAGAAUUAAACUCUGUGAUGAAAGUGAG
This is a messenger RNA of Triticum aestivum (bread wheat), 2200 nucleotides long. RefSeq lists its product as uncharacterized. Gene Ontology annotation, biological process: spindle assembly; microtubule nucleation; meiotic cell cycle. The record is from RefSeq and is a predicted model, not a curated record. Lineage: Eukaryota; Viridiplantae; Streptophyta; Magnoliopsida; Poales; Poaceae. Gene Ontology annotation, cellular component: spindle pole; gamma-tubulin complex; microtubule organizing center. Gene Ontology annotation, molecular function: microtubule minus-end binding; gamma-tubulin binding.